Molecule: messenger RNA, 1270 nt
Organism: Hordeum vulgare subsp. vulgare (domesticated barley)
Lineage: Eukaryota; Viridiplantae; Streptophyta; Magnoliopsida; Poales; Poaceae
Product: trafficking protein particle complex subunit 5
Exons: 9
Coding region: 410-994 (194 amino acids)
Biological process (GO): endoplasmic reticulum to Golgi vesicle-mediated transport
Cellular component (GO): TRAPPII protein complex; TRAPPIII protein complex; TRAPPI protein complex
Source: RefSeq, a predicted model, not a curated record
CGUCCCGCUCACACCCGACCUCGCCUCCCGCCGGAUCGCCGCCGGCCCCGCCCGCCAGCCCGCCGUGCCUCUCCCCGCCCCCACCGUCUCCAUCCAAGCCGGUUCCGGAUCCAGGCCGCUCCGUCCCCGCCCGCUCCCCCACACGUCAAUCUCGGCCGCCCCCGUCCCGCCCUCCCUGCGUGCAGAUCCACAGUCCUCGACAUCCCCGGCUCCCGAUCUGCCCGGCCCGCGCUCCUCCGCGUCCGCUGUUUACAUGUCUCAGGACCUGCCUCACUUCUACCUUUGCAGUAUAGAAAGAGGUAACCCAGGAACCCCUGUACGGUCUCAGCUUGGUCAUAAGUAUUUCGACAAACCCCAAGAAAUCUGAAGAAACCCGGAGGAAGGGAGAACCCAGAGGAGGCCAGACAAGAUGAUCGGCGUGGGGAAGGCGAAACAGUAUGCAAACGUGCUCGACAAGCCUCUCGGUCGUGGCAGACAGGAGGUCAGUUUGAGUGCGUUUGCAUUCUUGUUCUCGGAGGUAGUUCAAUACAACCAGACUCAAGUUGACAACAUUGCUGAGCUGGAAAGGAGGCUGGAGGACGCUGGUUAUGCUGUUGGUGCAAGAGUUCUUGAACUCCUAUGUCACAGGGAGAAGGGGAAUAGACGAGAGACUCGACUGCUGGGCAUUUUAUCAUUCAUUCACAGCACGGUAUGGAAAGUACUGUUUGGAAAGGUGGCUGACUCGCUUGAGAAAGGGACAGAACAUGAGGAUGAAUACAUGAUUAGUGAGAAGGAGCUUCUUGUUAACCGGUUCAUUUCCGUGCCGAAAGACAUGGGAGCAUUCAACUGUGGAGCUUUUGUUGCAGGGAUUGUAAGGGGCGUAUUGGACAACGCUGGCUUUCCUGCGGUGGUGACGGCACAUUUUGUGCCAAUUGAAGGCCAACAGAGGCCCAGGACAACGAUCUUGAUUAAAUUUGCUGAAGAGGUUAUACACCGGGAAGCGAGGCUCGGCUGAAAUUUCUGCCAUCUGUGUACACCUUGUUGCGAAAGAUUGUUUUUAUCCGCAAAGUUAAUCUCCCAUAACUUGAAUUUUUCACUUUGUUCGUUCUACCUUGUAUGGAAGGAGCGUCCCAGCAUUCUUGUUUGCAAACUAUUAAAACUCUCCGCCCUGCAAUGACGAUUUGUUAGUGAAAUUGGGCAAGAUAUAGUGAUAUGUGCAUGAACCGCAAACCCCCGGAAUGUUCAGGAUAUAAAUAUAACAUUUGGUGAAUGCAACAUUUAUGUGCCCGUG